AUGGGAAACUCCAAACCCCAUUCAAAGCCCCUGCCGCUCAAGUCAAGCACUUGCAAGCUUGGAACAAAUCACAGCGCCCCAUCAAGAAAAUAAGUUUUCCUCGUGCGGCGAAACGAAUUACGUCACGUCAUCAUCUUUGUUGACGGUACUCGUAUCACCAGCUGUGCUUGCUACUCCACGCUACCGCUACCGAUUGCUUCUCCCUUACUUCCACCAUAUUUUCAGUCCUGUUGAAUAUCACAACUGUCAACACCAGAAAUACCACAUCUCGGAUUAACACGCCAUAGUUGCUGAGGUAUUAUCUAUUCCCAACAUGAAGCUCUUUUCUCAGCUCCUGGUCUUGGGUCUUGCCGCCGAAUCCACGAUUGCGAGCAACUGGUUCAGCAAAGCUGGUAUGUAGAGCUUCAUAUUUCGUCUUCUUCUCUUUCUACAGCUUCUAUCAUUCUCCUUGAAGCUUCUCAGGCUCUUCUGCUCUUUUCCGGCGACUGUUCACUGGCUUGCCGAGCAUCUCCAAAACCGUUCCAUUCACAUCACUAACCAAAACGAUAUUCCCAACAUUGCUAACUUUUCCACAGUUUAUAAUAAAUGGCACGAAACAGAGCUUGAGAGAUGGCUGUCCGACCACAACGUCCCAUAUCCUACUCCCGCAGAUCGAAAAGAUCUAGAGAACAUUGUCAAGGAGAACUGGCAAUCCAAGAUCGCAACCCCAUAUAAUGACUGGGAAGCUCCUCAAUUGACUAGCUUUCUAAAGCAAAAAGGCGUGGAAGCCAAGGAUGCUGCAAACAGCAACAAGGAUAGCUUAAUUUCGCAAGUCAAGAGCACUUGGUACGAAGCAGAGGUAUUUUGAGGAAAACUUUUUUGCUUGUGAAGGUUUCUAAUAACAGUUCCUGUAGGACAAGGCAGAAGAUGCUUGGAGCAGUGUUAAGGACUGGGUAUUUGAUAGGUAUGCUUUCUCUUCCUUUUCUUAUCCACAUUUUGGCUAACUUGUUUGUAGCUGGACAGGUAACACAUAUCAACCAGGGUUAUCGUCAACCACUGACAUGAAGAAUAGAUUCACAACUGAAGGCAUUUGCCGAUAAACACGGUAUUCCCGUUCCUCAACCACGAAAGCGUGACACCCUUCUCCAAACCUUACGCUCCAACUACGAGACCAUUGUCUCCAAGGCUGGCGAGACCGCAGCUUAUCCUGGCAAUUGGCUCUACGAGACCUGGACUGAAUCUGGUAUGGCCUUGUUUACAUAUUUUCUACUCUUUCUGAGCUAAUUAUUUGUAGACUUGAAGGAGUGGCUCGACUCUCAUGGAAUCCCAGCACCCCAACCCAGCACUCGUGACAAAUUGAUCGCUAGCGUUCGUCGUAAUGCUCGUAUUGCCAGUUUGAGGAUGGCCGAAACAUCCGCCUCCGCUUCAAAAUCCGCUGCUGCUGCACAGGAGACACUCAGUGAGAAGUUGCUUGAAGCAUGGUCCGAUUCUCGUAAGAGAAACAAUCCUUUUUCUUUUGUUAAGGCUAAUGUUUGUAUAGAAAUCAAGGAGUGGGCCGACAAGAACGGAAUCAAGGUUCCUCAAGGAAGCAAGCGUAACGAGCUUCUUGCAAUCGCGAGAAAGCACCGAGCUCAACUCUUUGGCGAUAAUGUUUCCGAUUCUGCAAGCUCUGCUUUUGGAGCUGCUACCUCAAAGGCUGCAAACGAAUAUGCCCGUGCUUCCGAUAGCGCUGAACUCAAGGCAGAAGAUGCAUUCAAUACUGCCGUUUCUACAUGGAGUCAAUCAAGACUGAAGGCAUAUUUGGAUGCCCGAGGUGUUCCAGUCCCACAAUCAGGAAAGAAAGAUGAGCUUCUUGCAGCUGUUAGACUUAACAAACACAAAGCUGCUACCGGCUGGUCUGCAUGGACAUUUGAUACCUGGACUAUUGAGAACCUCAAGGCUUACCUUUUGGCAACCGGUGAUGAAGCUGCAAAGAAGACUGCCAACAAGGUAGGAGCUACACGCGAACAACUCCUCUCCGCAGUUCAAGAUUCGUACAACUCUGCUUCUAGUGCUAGUGGCGAUGCUUAUGCCUCCGUCACUUCGUAUUUGGCAAAGCAAACUGAUGCUGCCAAAGACUCGGUAUUCGACACAUGGUCCGAAUCUGGUAAGUCUCUUCCACAAAUUUCUUAAAUGCUUAGCUAAACAAUGUCCUAGAACUUAAGAACUAUCUCGACUCUUACGGAUUCAAGGUGCCCCAAGGAUCCACCAAGAACCAACUUGUUGCCUAUGCGCGAAAUGCUCGAAAUUAUUUCCAAUACGGUGCCACUACUCCUCAAGGAACUCUAUAUGCUAAGCUCAGCAACGGUGUCCAAUGGGUCUUGAAUCAGCUGAGCAUUGGUGCCGCAGCUGGCCGUAAAGAGGCCGGUUACCAAGGUCAAAAAGCAGCUGAUGCCGUCAAGGAGGGAGUUACCUCUGCCACCAACCGUGCUGGAGAGGCUGCACAAAAGGCCGGUGACAAGAUCAAGGAGGAGUUAUAAUUUAAAUAGCUCGAUGUUUCCGUAACGAUGAAAGCAGUGAAAGAUAAUUCGGUGGAGAUAAUGGUGAUUUUCAUGAAUUUGUACUCGUAUGGACGGAUUGCUUUCUUUUUCUCCUUUUGGCGCGAAAAGGCAAGGCAUUUAACGACUCUCAUGCCGGGUUGGGUU
Molecule: messenger RNA, 2663 nt
Organism: Hymenoscyphus albidus
Lineage: Eukaryota; Fungi; Ascomycota; Leotiomycetes; Helotiales; Helotiaceae
Source: the annotation of a GenBank genome assembly